Molecule: messenger RNA, 1593 nt
Organism: Epithele typhae
Lineage: Eukaryota; Fungi; Basidiomycota; Agaricomycetes; Polyporales; Epitheliaceae
Exons: 8
Coding region: 1-1593 (530 amino acids)
Biological process (GO): secondary metabolite biosynthetic process
Source: RefSeq, a predicted model, not a curated record
AUGCCCAACGACAGUCCACCCACCCAACCGCGCUUCCGCCUGGCCAUCGCCGGUUCCGGAAUAGCAGGCCUCACACUCGCGAUCGCGCUCGGACAAUUUGACGAUCCGGUGUCGCCCGUUGAGAUCGACAUAUACGAGUCCGGGCCCGAAAUCACUACCGUUGGCGCGGGCAUAUCCGUCUGGCCGCGGACGUGGGCAAUCAUGCGCAGGCUCGGACUACACGACGAGCUCAUGCAGGAAGCAGUGAAAGGCAAGUGGGAGACGAAGAAGAACCAAGACGAAGGGAGCACUCUACAUCAAGCGGGCGGGGAUGACGGAGACUGCGAGGAGACAUGGAGGCCGGCCUUUGUCGGCCUCCCUCCUCUCCCGCUUGCUCUCUUCCACGCUUACCCUCGCGCGCACACAUGGCGCGACCACGAUGCACCGCGCCUGCAUGGUCCGCGUCCUCACCUCCCCGCGCACUGCACCAUCCACACCACCAAGCGCCUUGUCUCCUACAACCCUCCCUCGCGAUCCUCCACGGCCAUUAACGGCGCAUACACCCCGCACUUCGUCGACGGCACCCACGCGUCGGAUGACGUCCUCGUCGGCGCGGACGGGAUCAAGUCUGAGGUGCGCAGCGCUAUGUACACGCACACGCACGCACGCGAUUAUGACAGCACGCCCGUUGCGGCAUGCGCGCGCUGUGCGCGCUCCCGCCCGAAGUGGACGGGCACGGUCGUGUAUCGGUACUUGAUCCCGACGGAGCGACUGCGUGAGGUUAACCCCGCGCACCACACGCUGCAUGUGAUGGCACCGAUGAGCGUGAGUGCUGGUCCGGCUUCCAUUGUCUUGUUUGAGGCUGACGCGCUGUCUGCAGUAGGGAAGCAUAUCAUCACGUACCCGAUCUCGCACGGGAAGUAUCUCAACUGGAUCGGCUUCGUGACGCGGCCCGGGAAAGAGGGCACCGAGUACCCGCACAAGUGGGUGCUCGACGCGGACCAGGACGACGUCGUGCGCGAGUUCACGGGCUGGGAGCCCGAGGUCGACCAGAUGAUCGCCGUGCCACGUCUCCUUCUCCUCGCGCGCAUAGCUGAUUCACUCGCGCAGUGCGUGGAAGACCCGAAGUUGUGGGCGAUCCACGACAUCGAAGACCUCCCGUUCUCCGUUUCCGGUGGAGUCGCCCUGAUCGGAGGCGCGGUGCGCGCCAUGACGACCCACUUGGGCGCAGGCGGAGGCCAAGCGAUCGGGGACGCGUACCUCCUCGGCACCCUCCUCACCGACCCGCGCACCUCUCCGUCGCGCCUCCCGCGCGUGCUGGAGAUCUACCAGGCCGUCCGGCUCCCCUUCGCGCGCGCUGUCGUCCGGAACGCGCGCACGGUCGGGCUCAUGUACGAGUUCAACUCGCCUGGGCUGUACGCCGCGGACCCCGCGCACGGCGAGCCUACCGCGGUGGGCGUGCGCUCGGGGGAGGAGGACCGUGGACGCGAGACGGCUGCGGACGUCGACUGGCAGUGGAAGGAGAAGGUGGAGAAGCAGUGGGCGGAGGCGGAGCGGAUGAUGGACGAGCUGGAGGGCCGUGCGGCUCCUCCUCAUCGGCGAUUGGAGAGGUAG